Chroicocephalus ridibundus (black-headed gull) is the source of this 2462-nucleotide messenger RNA. RefSeq names its product potassium voltage-gated channel modifier subfamily V member 1 (gene KCNV1). The coding region runs from base 612 to 2132 and encodes 506 amino acids. Lineage: Eukaryota; Metazoa; Chordata; Aves; Charadriiformes; Laridae. The transcript is spliced from 4 exons. The record is from RefSeq and is a predicted model, not a curated record. Gene Ontology annotation, cellular component: voltage-gated potassium channel complex; membrane. Gene Ontology annotation, molecular function: protein binding; voltage-gated potassium channel activity. Gene Ontology annotation, biological process: potassium ion transmembrane transport; protein homooligomerization.
CUGCAGGUUCGGUCUGUCGCUGGAGGAAGCCCCCGGAGCCUGCGGGUGCGGUCGGCCGGCACCGGGUCCCGCACCGCCCCUGCCCCGCACUCCUGCCCCGGGCAUCCCCCCCCGCCGCCCCCGGGCUCCAGCGGCUGCCGGGGCGGGGCGGGGCGGGGGCGGCGGCGGCUCGGCCCCGCGGCGGGGAGGGCGGUGGCCUGGCCCGGCCCGGCCCCGCGUCCGCGCAGCCCCCUCCAACCCCCCCCCCAGCUCCCGCCUGUCCCCCGCAGCACAUGACCCGCAAUGGAGCCGCGCCGGCCCUGCCCAGAAGUUUGGAGCCGGGGGAGCGGGCGGAGGCUGGCGGCGAGGGGACGGCUGCAGCCGGCGCCCAGCCGCGGGCGGUGGGCAGGUGUAGGCGGUGCCGGGCUGUCCAGCGCCCAGCCUGACCUCCGUCUCAGAUGGAGGCACCGCUGGGAGGAAGCGGGGACGGUGAGGUGUCCCUGGGACAGUAGCCAAAGCAGAGUGACACGUUUCUAGGCUGGCCCGGCCACCCCCCCGGCGGGGCAGUCUUCUCUGCAGCUUUGUUGCGUUUUCGAUCCAGGAGAGUGUGGGCUGCUGCUGGCAGCUACAGGAUGAAGUCGCCUCCCUGCUGCAUGUCUCUUUCUUCCCAAGCAUCCCUGGAGGAACCAGGGAGCAGCACAUCCCUGGGCUCCCUGGACUCCAGUGUUUUCUCCAGUGAGGAAGAGCAGGGGCCCCUGCUGCAGAAGGUCAUUCCCUCCUUGGACUGCUUUACUAUCAAUGUAGGAGGCAGCCGCUUUGUGAUGUCCCAGCAAACUUUGUCUUGCUACCCUGACACCCGUCUUGGCAAACUGGCCGUAGUGGUCUCUGCUGCCCGGGAUGUGGCCUCUGGCCUCCUUGAGCUUUGUGAUGAUGCCAACCUCGUGGAGAAUGAAUAUUUCUUUGACCGGAGCUCACAGGCGUUUCACUACAUCCUGAAUUACUACCAGACAGGGAGGCUGCAUGUGAUGGAGCAGCUUUGUGCGCUCUCCUUCCUGCAGGAGAUCCAGUACUGGGGUUUGGAUGAGCUCAGCAUCGAUUCCUGCUGCAGAGACCGGUACUUCAGGAGGAAGGAGCUGAGUGAAGCCUUAGACAUCAAGAAAGAUGCAGAAGAACUGGAUGCCCAAGAUGAAGAAGAGGACUUUUCUGGUAGCCUCUGUCCUAGUGUCAGACAGAAACUGUGGGAAGUUUUGGAAAAGCCUGGCUCCUCUGCAGCAGCCAGGACUUUCGGCACUCUGUCCAUGGCUUUUGUUGUUGUGUCCAUUGCCAACAUGGCUUUGAUUUCGGUAGAGCUAAGCUGGCUGGCACCACCACUACUGGAUGCCCUAGAGUACCUGUGCAUUGCGUGGUUCACUGUGGAGUUUGUUUUGAGGUUCCUGUGUGCACGGGAUCGGUGUCGCUUCCUAAGGAGUGUGGCAAACAUCAUAGACCUCCUUGCUAUUUUACCUUUCUACAUCACCCUGCUGGUGGAGAGCCUGUGUGGUGGGGAGAGCUCCCAAGAACUGGAGAACGUGGGGCGCAUUGUCCAAGUGCUCAGACUGCUCAGAGCCCUGCGGAUGCUGAAGCUGGGAAGACAUUCAACAGGCUUGCGGUCUCUUGGGAUGACUAUCGCACAGUGCUACGAGGAGGUUGGCCUUUUGCUGCUUUUCCUCUCUGUAGGAAUCUCUAUAUUUUCCACCGUGGAGUACUUUGUGGAGCAAGGCGUGCCAGGCACCACUUUCACAAGCGUACCUGGUGCUUGGUGGUGGGCAACAACUUCCAUGACAACUGUUGGUUAUGGUGACAUUAGACCAGACACUACCAUUGGUAAGGUAGUGGCCUUCAUGUGUAUACUAUCAGGAAUACUGGUUUUGGCUUUGCCAAUAGCUAUAAUAAAUGACCGGUUUUCUGCCUGUUACUUUACACUGAAGAUAAAAGAAGCUGCUCUUCGGCAGCGUGAAGCUUUAAAGAAACUCACGAAGAACUCGUCCAGCGAUUCAAAUAUCAAUGUUAAUUUGCGAGACAUAUAUGCACGCAGUGUUAUGGACAUGUUACGGUUAAAAAGCAGAGAGAGAGCAAGUACAAGGAGCAGCGGAGCAGAUGAUUUUUGGUUUUGACUUUUAAGUUAUUUAGCCUUGUAUAGCAAAUAGACUACUUCAAAAAAGUAGUAUUAAGCAUCUCUCUUUUUUUUAUUAUUUGCCACACAGUGUAUUUGCUUUUCCAGCUGGAGUUUUACUAACUUGAACAGACAGAGAUAAUUAUUGUAUACAAAAGGCAGAUUUCAUAAUGUGGAGUCUCUCAAGCUCUGAAACCUGCCUCCAGAACUGGAUCGUGGUGGGUCAGAUGGGAAAUAAUGGGUCCAUCAAAGAAAAACAGUGAUGCAAACACUUGCCUAUGAAUCUUAUGUCCUUGCUAAUGUAUAAGAAUAAAGACUUAGUGAAAAUUGC